UGAUGUGGGCUCCGGUAUAAUUCUUGGCAAGGCCGUAUAAGUUCUUGGUAUAAUUGAAACUGAUAAGAGAGCUUAUAGAAUUUCGUUUUGGGCCACCAUGGGCGCAGUGCCGCUCAAGUGGCUGACGCUGCUGGUGAUCACGGUGCAGACGACGGCCCUGGUGCUGGUGAUGCGCUACUCGCGGGCCAACGCGUCCGGCCGGCCGUACUUUGCCAGCACGGCGGUGCUGCUCACCGAGGCGGCCAAGAUGACCGCCGUGCUGCUCACGCUCUGGCUGGAGAACGGCCGGUCGGUGGCGCGCACGGCGGCCCUGCUCCGGCGCGACGUCUGGGGCCAGCCGCGCGACACGGCGCAGCUCGCCGUGCCCAGCUUCCUCUACACGAUCCAGAACAACCUGGUGUUCGUGGCGCUCACCAACCUGGACGCGCCCACCUUCCAGGUGCUGUACCAGCUGAAGAUCCUGGUGACGGCGCUGAUGUCGUCGGUGAUGCUGAAGCGUCGCGUGGGCGCCGUGCAGUGGGUGGCGCUGCUGGUGCUAGUGGUCGGCGUCGGACUGGUCCAGGUGGACAGGACAGCCGCCGCGGACGGCCGCCACCGGCACACCAACCAUCUGGUGGGCCUGCUGGCCGUGCUGGCGCUCUGCAUGUCCAGCGGCUACGCGGGCGUCUUCUUCGAGCGGGUGCUGAAGCACGGCGCCGCCAGCCAGUCGCUCUCUGUGCGCAACAUGCAGCUCUCGCUCUUCUCUGUACCGUUCGGCGCGGUGGCGGCGGCCCUGAACGACGGCGCUGCGAUCGCCGAGCACGGAUUCUUUUACGGCUACACGGGCUACACGUGGGCCGUGAUUGCACUGCAGGCGCUGGGGGGCCUGGCCGUCUCUGCCACGGUCAAGUACGCGGACAACAUCCUCAAGGGUUUCGCCACGUCCAUCUCGAUCCUGCUGUCGGUGCUCAUCUCGUGGGGGUACCUGGGCGACGUGUCGCUGUCGGCCGGGUUCGCUGCCGGCGCGCUGCUCGUGGUCGGCGCCACCUUCCUGUACAGCUGCGGUCGGCCGGCGCCGCGCCCGGCCGCCGCCGCCGCCGCCGCCGCCCGCCACAAGGUAGAGUAGCGCCGGCCGACCGACCCGCGACUGAGCGGCCGCGCCCCGGGCAGCCCUGUGACACGGCAACCGCCCGCUGCACUGGCCAUCACAGGGCAUUAGAUUGAUGAGCGUGUGAGAUUAGAUAGUACGUGAUUCAUAAGUGUACUGAGGUCACGAGGCUGUGUGUCGUUUUAAAAUGUCGGUCAUACUUUGUCCUUAUUGUAACGUAGCUGACAGCGGCGCAGCAUCAGCUCGGUGCGGUACCCAUGACAACCUCAGCCAGUUCGUCAUCCAAUCACCAGUAGCAGCUGGCCUGCUCAACUGCUACCACUGACAUCACUUCAAUAAAUAACAUUCUAUCUUUAUGGUCUUAUCAAUAUGUCCUCCCUUAAUCUGGUUGGAAUACCUAGCUUAUGUCAAAUUAUGCAUGUGAUGUUGUAGGUAACCUAUUCAGCAAUAGAAAAUUAGCUCUGAUUAGCUUUGAGCUUUCGCUUAGUUGUCUUUCUUGGAAAACCUGUAGUAACGGCUCUUGCUGACAUUAUGCAGCGCGGGUGCCUGCCUGGAAUAUUCAGCGACAUAGUCUCAUAUUGGGGCUCGGGCGGGUGUGUGAGCGGGUGGUGGCGGCCGUUGGCUAUUGCCGUGUGACCAGGUGUGACCGGCCUCUGUUCCCGUGUGUCAGGUGUGACCGGGUGCCGGGGCAGGCGCGCGCCACCCACUGUGAGUAGGUGGGCCGGGCUCGGCCGUCCGACCCCGUGUGCCGUCCGUCCGUCCGUUAGCCAGGGCCGGUGUCCGUGUGCGGGCUCCGGCGCCCAGCGGCGCGCCCGGCUAGUCACCGUGUACUCGCAUGGCAUGUCAGCAGUGUGUCCGGCCGGAGCUGGCGCCGACUGGCCGGCGGCCGGGCGGACCCGCCUCUGCCGCCGCGCUGCCGGCACGGGCGCGGCUCGCAGACCGCUGGCACACACCCGGUGCGGCAUCCAGUGCCAGUAGCGGACGGUAGUAUCGACACGACACUAGCGUCCGCCUUCAGCUGCCCUGAGCGUGUCACCGCCAUCCCCAUACAGCCGAGUUUGGCCAGUAAUUUGCCAUUGCCACCCCCAGCGCCAGUUGCUCUCGUACUGCACCGAGCCACUCUAUGGCGGCCGCAAAUCCCGCGCCACCAUCAAAUCGCAGUUAAUGCAUGCAUAUACCCCCCCCCCCCCCCCCCCCCCGCCACAAUAAAAGACUUUUUGCUGCCAGUGGCUGAUUGCGUCUCCUGGCCUUCUUGCUCUCAUAUGGACAUCUCUCGCUUGUGUUGAGCUUCGUUCUCCUUCCGCUUUAUCAUUUUGGUUGUUGAAUCCUUCUGGCCUGUUAUUAGUGUUGUGUUUUCCUAGACUGGCUGUUUUCUUUACGCUGUGGAUGUUUUUUUGCUCCAUGUAUUGUUAAAUGUGUACAUAGCUUCCAGCUUUUCAGCGGUCGUCAUGUAGUGUAGGCGGCGCCGCCGGAGCUGGCCGGCUGCUGGGCCGACGCGCGCUGCACUCGGAGCUGGCGCCGGCCGCUGCGGCUCUGUGGCCCGUGCCGCCGAGCGGGCGAGCCGUGCCGUCGGCGGCCCCUCGGCGCGGUCAGCGCCUGUGACAGUGUGCCGUCUGCGGCCCCUGGGCGCGGUCAGCGCCUGUGACAGCCGUGCCGUCUGCGGCCCCUCGGCGCGGUCAGCGCCUGUGACAGUGUGCCGUCGGCGGCCCCUCGGCGCGGUCAGCGCCUGUGACAGCCGUGCCGUCGGCGGCCGCUCGGCGCGGUCAGCGCCUGUGACAGUGUGCCGUCGGCGGCCCCUGGGCGCGGUCAGCGCCUGUGACAGUGUGCCGGCCGGCCGCCGCCCGGUUGGUGCUCAGUGCGUGCGCCGCGGUCGUCACUGCGGCUCUUCUGCCGGGCCAUUGAUAGUGCUCAUUCGUCGCUGUGUUCCGUUUCGUUUUUGACUUGGAGUGUAUGUCUGUGACUGCACCUAUGUCGAUAGUGUCAUUAUAGCACUACAUUAAUAGAAGAUAUGCUAUGAAUA
Molecule: messenger RNA, 3107 nt
Organism: Amphibalanus amphitrite
Lineage: Eukaryota; Metazoa; Arthropoda; Thecostraca; Balanomorpha; Balanidae
Product: UDP-N-acetylglucosamine transporter-like
Exons: 7
Coding region: 98-1105 (335 amino acids)
Biological process (GO): pyrimidine nucleotide-sugar transmembrane transport
Cellular component (GO): Golgi membrane
Molecular function (GO): UDP-galactose transmembrane transporter activity
Source: RefSeq, a predicted model, not a curated record